Neocloeon triangulifer is the source of this 2433-nucleotide messenger RNA. It is a transcript of the gene msi, whose product is annotated as RNA-binding protein Musashi homolog 1. Lineage: Eukaryota; Metazoa; Arthropoda; Insecta; Ephemeroptera; Baetidae. Gene Ontology annotation, molecular function: RNA binding. The record is from RefSeq and is a predicted model, not a curated record. The transcript is spliced from 6 exons. Gene Ontology annotation, cellular component: cytoplasm. The coding region runs from base 189 to 1376 and encodes 395 amino acids.
UAGAUGUCUCUUCAAUUCACAGUUUCAACGUGGUUCUCUCGAGAAUCGGACAAACUUGGACUCUUUUGAACUUGUGCGAACUGCGAGUUUUUCGUCGCAAGAAGGGCAGAAUUUCCAUUUGUUGCCGAAAUUGUCAAGACUGGUUCAACACCCUGGCAGCCCGAGGAGAAUUUCAGGUGCUUGAUAUUAUGAAGAUGAAGGCGAAGCAGGUGAAGUCGUGGCACAACCCCCGCCUCAGGCUUGGAAUGGAGGGAAUCGUGAACGGCGUGGUUGGUGCCAGCCCCAUGAUGGUGAACGGCAGCGAAAACGCGACCCUGAACGGCGGGGGCGGCAGCCAGGGCGGCUCGUCGGGCCGCUCGACGCCCAGUGGGGGCAGCUCAAGCGAGCCGGCCCCCGGCAAGUUGUUCGUCGGCGGACUCAGCUGGCAAACGUCAGCUGAGAAGCUGCGCGAGUAUUUCGGCCAGUUCGGCAAAGUGACCGACGUUCUGGUCAUGAAGGACCCCGUCACCCAGAGGAGCCGCGGCUUUGGCUUCAUCACAUUCAGUGAGCCUUCGACAGUGCAGAAGGUUCUGAAGGAACCGGAACACACUCUGGACGGCAAGAAAAUUGACCCCAAACACGCAACCCCCAAGAGCAAGGGCGGCCGCCCCAACAAGACAAAGAAAAUCUUUGUCGGCGGGGUGAGCCAGGAGACGUCAGCCGACGAGGUCAAAGCCUAUUUCAGUCAGUUCGGACGUGUCGAGGAGGCUGUCAUGCUGAUGGACCAGCAGACCAAGAGACACCGCGGCUUCGGCUUCGUCACUUUCGAGUGCGAAGACGUGGUGGACCGUGUGUGCGACAUUCACUUCCACACAAUCAAGAACAAGAAAGUGGAAUGCAAGAAGGCUCAGCCCAAAGAGGCUGCAGCGGCCGCUGCUGCUGCUGCCGCGGUUGCCGCGGCACCUCUGGUGCUCCCAUCGGCUGGUGGAAUGCAAGUGGGCGGCUAUCAGGCCCCAGUGGCCGCUGCCCUCAAGCGUGCACAAGUGCUGACAGCCACUCAGUUCCAACAACAUCAGGCAGCACAGGUUCAGGCGGCCAUGGCUGCUGCUGCUUACAACAAGUUCCUGAACCCGGCAUACCAUCUUGGCUACCACCACCGAUAUGCCCCGUACCCCCUGCCAGUGGCCUCGAUCGCUGCAGCGGCCGCAGCCCAGCAGUCUCCGAAUCAACCGCAGGCUGCACUGGCUCAGGCUCCGACGGCCAUGCCCCAAGCGCCCAACCAGGCGGCUGCGGCCGCGGGCAACCCUUAUCAGGGCUACUCGCUGACCAACGUGGACAUGUCAAGCUUCCAGGGCGUGGACUGGGGCUCGAUGUACGGCAUGGGCAUGUACGUGUAGACUGAAGCCUUGCUCACACUCCCACUCUGCAGUUCUGUCUGUGUAACAAAUUCAAUCUCAAAUCUCUCUCUCACCCCCGAGGCACCAAAAACUCAUUUGUUUCUCAUGUAACCGCGAGACUGAUCGGAAAGUGAGACAAAAAAAUCGCGCGCGAAGAGAUAUGUUAAUUUUGUACAACACCAAAGUGGAACUUCAGUAUAAUUUGUGCUCUUUGCAAGCAAGCAGGUAUUCAAGUGAAAAUAAUUUAAAGCAAUCUCAAUUUAUGCAAGCAUGGCUACUGAGACAGUUGCUUUUUCCCUCUUAAGUUAAUCCUGUUAUAUUUAUCUCAUGUUCGUUCCGAAAUUCUGACAUUGGAAUGUCUUUUGUUUUGAACAAAAAUUGUUUUUUGUUACUAUUCAUCUCUUUCCCUCCCUUUAGUCUCAAAGUAUGCUUUGCAAGCUUGUUGAUGUAAUAAAUAUUUUGCUGAGUUGUGGAUUUGUUUAUGAAAAUUUUUGCGCCAGACCUGGACAAAAUACUCAAAACAUAUGUCGUAAGAAGCUAAAUUGCUCAAAAUCCACAUGUUGUGACUUGGCAAAAUAUUAACCGAAUACUCACUUUUGACUCGCUUACAAAAUAUUGAAAAAUAUAAAAUUGAAGGCAGCUUGUAAAUUAAUGAAUAACUAGUGAAUUAAGUGAAAAGUGCUGAUCAGGGGAGGCCAUUGACGGACAUUGACCACACUUUUGCUCACCAACCGGCAUUUCCUCAUGUGUUUAGGCUACCAAGUUAGCCAGCUUUUGUAAAUAGACCUCGAUUCCAAAGCGCUGGGGCAGCUCUUUUGGCUAGCCCUGUUGUAAAUACUGGAUUUUACGAAUAGCCAGCCGGCCUCCCUUGGAUAAGAACUUGCCGAGAGAUAGCGAGAGCAAAUAAAAGGUGUCUCGGGUGGGCAGCUAACGAAAGAAGAAAAUUAAGAGGCGAUUGAGAAUCGCCGCCGAGGACCACGAAACAAACUCACUUGUCACUCAGAGGGCCAAAUUAGCUAGCAAUAACCUAGGCUAGGUCCUAGCGCGAUCUCUUCAA